Sinocyclocheilus rhinocerous is the source of this 2830-nucleotide messenger RNA. RefSeq names its product antizyme inhibitor 1-like. NCBI's taxonomy places the organism in Eukaryota, Metazoa, Chordata, Actinopteri, Cypriniformes, Cyprinidae. Bases 437 to 1747 code for a protein of 436 amino acids. The transcript is spliced from 12 exons. Gene Ontology annotation, molecular function: ornithine decarboxylase activator activity; ornithine decarboxylase activity. Gene Ontology annotation, cellular component: cytoplasm. Gene Ontology annotation, biological process: positive regulation of polyamine transmembrane transport; negative regulation of protein catabolic process. The record is from RefSeq and is a predicted model, not a curated record.
CUCUAAACAGAGCGUUUCGCCCGCCCGCCUUCCUCAAGCGACCAUUUCUUCCUGUGAGACAGACAGCAGCGCUCUCGUGUUCGACCGAGCCCUCUUCACACAGGCAUAUGGCGCAAACAGCCUCCUUUCUUUCUUCUAUUUGUGUCCCCACCACUCUUUAAAAAUUCCGCCGAAAAAGAGAAGACGAUUUUCCAAAUCAUUCAGGCCGUUAUCUCACGGCUCCCCACUCUCUCUGCGAGUGUAUAAGCGCUACCCAGAAGGCCUAGGGGAGGCCCUCUACCGCGAGCAGUUCGACUUCAACGCUGAGCCGCCUUGGGAUCCUAGUUGAUAGCGGGAGAGGACCAUCUCCCACGUUGUCCAUUUUGUUGCAUACCCAGAAUACCCCAGCGGCUCAGUAAACUCUCUAUGAUUGUCGGAUUUGCGGAAUACGGUUGAGAUGAAAGGAUUCGUUGAUGCACCAAACUACUUCAUUGAACUACUUGAGUUAGGAACGACCCUUGACGAUGUUAUCGACAACCACGUCUAUGAGCAAAAUCUGGCUGAAAAGAAUGCAUUUGUUGUGGCCGACCUUGGGGCCCUAAUGCGACAGCAUGUUCUGUGGAAGACCACUAUGCCUCUCGUUCGACCCUUCUACCCAGUCAGCUGUAACAGCAGCCCUGUAGUCAUUGAAGUCCUGUCUGCUCUUGGCGUUGGUUUUGUCUGUGCAAAUAAGGCUGAAACCACAUUGGUACUCGAUCAUGAUGUCCCUCCUGAGAACAUCAUCCUGUCUGGAGUUUGCAAGCAGCUUUCACUCAUUAAACACGCGGCCAAGACCGGCAUUAACUAUCUGGUGUGUGAAAAUGAGGCAGAGCUUCGCAAAAUUGCCCGUGCCCAUCCUGAGGCUAAGCUUUUGCUUCAAGUCUCUACUGAAGCACAGGUUGAGGAGGCAAGUCUGACCAUUGGUUGCUCCCUGAAGAGCUGUAGACACCUUCUGGAAAUGGCCAAGGAGUUGAGUGUGAAUGUGGUUGGAGUCACGUUCCAGGUACCAGCAUCAUGCAGAGAUCCCCAAACAUACACCCAUGCACUGUCAGACGCCCGCUGCAUCUUUGACAUGGCAAAGGAACUUGGCUUUGACAUGAAGAUCCUGGAUAUUGGUGGAGGAUUCAGUGGUUCUGAGUUUCAGUUGAAACAGGUACAUUCGAUCGUCAGACCCCUGCUGGAGGCCUAUUUCCCCUCAGCGUCUGGAGUGAGCGUCAUUGCUGAACCAGGACAUUUCUUUGUGUUUUCCUCCUUCACUCUGGCUGUCAAUGUUAUUGGCAAAAAAGCAGUAUACCGGGAUCUCCAUUGCAGCACACAUGAUGAGCUGACCCCAAAUGAUGCACCAGAAUUUGUAUAUUACAUGAACGAUGGUGUUUAUGGAUCUUUCAUGGGGAAGUUGUUUGGAAAUGUCAUCACCACACCCUCUGUCCACAAGAUGUCGCUCACCCUAGAUGAGCCCGUGUUCUCCAGCAGCCUGUGGGGUCCAUCGUGUGACCCACUGGAGCAGGUGGUGGAGCACUGCCUGCUCCCUGAGCUCGCUGUUGGGGACUGGCUCAUUUUCAGCAACAUGGGGUCCAGCGGUCAGGAGGGUCCGGCAACGCUCAGCGACACAGACCAACCACCUGUGUAUUACACCAUCUCCACAGAUGACUGGUUUGAGAUGCAAGAGGCUGGAAUUUCUCUUGAUGACACCAUGAAAAACCUCUCAUUGGUCCAGUAUGGCUUAUGAAAAGAGACAAACUCCGUCCACUAACCACUGGGCAUGUGAAUAGCUUGCAGAGUCAACAUUCCAACAGUCAUGGGUGGAAAAAUUAUAUUUGUUUUGGUGGGGGAGAAAAAAAUGACGAUGUUAUUGGUCAAAAACUAAUUGAUUGACAUUGUUACCUCAGUUUCUCACAAUUUACAAAAGGCUCACUUUCCUUAUCACUCAAAAAGAAUGACCGAAAACCCAUAUAAAAUAACAUAUGCAACAAAAUGGAUGACUGGAGAUGGCACCCAAAUCUUGGGUUUCUUAAUCAAACACCGUUUACAUAAAUGUUCAGCUAAUUUAAUUUUAUUAUGUACACAUAUAUAGAUAUAGAUGACCUACUGACAGUCUUGUAAAUGAGUUGUCUGUACAGUACAACAAGAUGCAUUUGUCUCGAAUCAGGAUGGAGUAUAGAUUCUGCACAAAUAGGCCAUGACUCUUAGUGUGUGAACAAGGGAAAAUUCUGUCCUUGUUCUCUCGUUCUAAUUUUCCAUGGUUUUAUAGGAGUAGGGAGCUUCUCGUUGCUCCUCAUGCCAAACUUAUGGUUCCCUCAUUACAUGUGGUGCGUCAUGUGACAGUAUUUCCAAAGGUUGUUAUAUAUUUCAUCUCUAUGGUUGAGUGUGCUGUAAUUUGCAGUGUCCCUUCAGAAGAUUUUGAACCUUCUGUCAGGUUAUGAGUAGAUAUAAAUUGGUCUCAUGUUUCCUCUAAUGGUAUGUUUUAUAAAACUAGAAAGACUGCCCAGUGUUAUGAAUCUGCUGACAACCUGCUUAGAGAUUACAUUUACCUCAAGUAACCUAAAAUACAAGUUUCACCACAAUCAGAUUAAAUCCUUUAAGGCACUAGUCCUCAAUCUAAAAUUGAACAUUCAAAUGGUGUAUAUUUCAAAUUCAUGUGUGUCUAGCAUGGUGUCUAAGUUUGAUUAUAACAGCGCACUGUUUUAUAAAAUCACGUCCUUUAGAAAUGAAAUAUACCUUUUGUCCACUAAUGGACCAUUGCCUGUUUUUGACUGUAAAAUUGUGCUUGUAAAAGUAAUUAAAAUAUUAAUUUAAUACAUUUCUGACCAAA